Messenger RNA from Pieris macdunnoughi, 369 nucleotides. The record is from the annotation of a GenBank genome assembly. Lineage: Eukaryota; Metazoa; Arthropoda; Insecta; Lepidoptera; Pieridae.
AUGACAGAUAAUAUUAUGAUGCAGGAGAAUCUGUGUGAUGAAGAAUCUACACAGUCUAUUAUCAUAGAAGUCUCUAAGUCGUAUCAUGGAGGACAAGCUUUAGGACUUUCAACAUCUAACUCAGCUUCUAUUAUAUCUCAGUUAUCUCUAGGAAUUACACUUCCCCCAAAGAGAGCAGGAAAAACCAAGAGGAAAGUCACUGCAUCCAACCUUGGCUUGGAAACGCCAGAACUUAUCCGAUUAGUCAACAGCAUUCCGUCGUGCACUAUACCGGAGAUCUUAAAGGCAGCCUACAAGAAAAAGGGAACUUGGGGAUUAAUAAACAACACUUAUGACGUGCAGAAAUACUCAGUAUUAGAGGAAACUUAA